This is a messenger RNA of Python bivittatus (Burmese python), 1631 nucleotides long. The record is from RefSeq and is a predicted model, not a curated record. Lineage: Eukaryota; Metazoa; Chordata; Lepidosauria; Squamata; Pythonidae.
UUGCGAAACCCGGCAUUUUUCUGGCACUCCUGGGCUCACUGGACCGGAAAGAGUUGCUCUCCUCUCCCUCCCUGCCCACCUUGGUUCUCUAGGUUUGGCCGCCGGACCACCUUCGUGCUUCCCUUGAUACUGUCCAUCCCGCUGGGACUCACUGUGGCGCUGGCGGUGGAUUACCUCAUGCUGGUUAUCGCGCGGCUGCUCUUUGGGGCCAUGCUGGCUGGGACCUUCCUCUCCCUCUACGUGGCACGCCUGGAGUUGUGUGACCCCCCCCACCGCCUGAUGGUCACUAUGAGUGCCAGCUUCUUCUGGGUUGCUGGGCAGCUGUUCCUGCCAGGACUGGCCGUGGCCUGCGGGGAAUGGCGGCUGCUCCAGGGAGCCAUCACGCUGGGGCUUGCUCUGCUGGCCGCUUGCUGGUGGUCUCCUUCUCUGUUUCUCGAGUCAGCCCGCUGGCUCUUGGCCACUCAGCAGCUGGAAAAGGGCAGGCGGGCCCUGCUGGACCUGGCCAGGGGCAACGGAGUCAGCCCAGAAAAUAGCUCCCCGACGGGGGAGCCCCUCUUGGCAGAGCUGGACAGCUGGCCAGGCGGCAGCCCCCGAGCAGAGUACCACAGCGUCUGCCGGCUCUUCAGCACGCGGGUGGUGUGGAAGAACAGCCUCAUUCUUGGCUUCACUGCGUUCAUCGGGAGCGGGAUCCGUCACUGCUUCACCCGCAACUUGGCUCCGUACGGGCCCCACUUUUACUUCCCCUAUUUCCUGAUGGCGGGGAGCGAGGCGGCGGCUGUGCUCUUCCUCUGCCUGACAGUGGACCGCUUUGGCCGCCGGGCCAUCCUGCUCCUCAGCACCGUCCUGACUGGCGUUUCCUCCCUGCUGCUGCUGGCCCUGAUGCAGUACUUGAUGACAUGGCUCAUCUUGGCCCUCUCCGUCCUGGGCAUUCUGGCAUCCCAAGCUGUCGCUGCCCUCAGUGUCUUCUUCGCCGGCGAGGUGCUGCCCACCGUGGUCAGGGGAGCCGGGCUGGGCCUCAUCCUGGCUGCUCACACGAUGGGCCAGGCGGCCACCCCCAUCAUGGACAUCCACCACAGUCGGGGUUUCUUCCUCCACCACGUGGUCUUCGCCUCCUUCGCCAUCCUCUCCGUGCUCAGCAUCAUGCUCCUCCCCGAGAGCAGCCACCGGCCCCUGCCGGACUCCAUGCAGGAGGGGGAGACCCAGCACCGGCCCCCGCUCUUCCACCCCUCUCGCCAUCGCCGCCGCCAGGACCAGCUGCCGCUGCUUUCCACCCACUCAGGGGCCAGCCCCUACGACCCCGACACCUACGCCCACCUCGUCACGGCCACCAAGAAGAUGCUGGACAGCCGCGCGGGACCCGCCGGCACUUGGGGGCAAGGAAACCCAUUGUCCCCGGAGCCCUAACAGCACAGCAGCGCCCCAGAGGAGAGUAGCACUGCUGGGGCCAAACUGCCAGGGGCCCCGUGCCCCAUGAGGGGACUUUUCUGGUCCUGGUGUGAUCUGGUUUCCAGUCAUGGGGCAGGCAGAAGUGGGAGGCCUCUGGCCCUCUUUUCUUGAGGAAGGACUGAUCCAGCGCCACGGGGCCUCCACUUCCUUUCCGGCCACGCAAUAAACCAUGUGCUGCCUUUGUA